UUCGAAGAAGUACUCCUUAUCACAUUCCUGUCGAAUGCCGCGUGAUUUUUUUGAUAUGAGUAUCAUAUAUAUGAUAUAUCAUUAAAAUUAUUUUCACUUACGUCAAAUAUUUGCAACACCAUAAAAUAUCUAUAAACCAUUAACAUACUAAAAAAAUAUACGUCUCGUAACCUUGACAUUAAGUAUGCAUUCAUCACUAAUCAAUAUAAAUUAUAACAUCAAGACAAGCGCUUUAACAUAAUUUAGUUAAUUCACAGAAUAAUAUUAAUGUUACGAAGGACACUUAAUGCAUUACUUUCUCUAAUGAACCUAACAUAAUUCCAUAUUAUUUAAACCUUUCACUUCACUUUUCUAACACGACCAAACACUUAGCAAAUUUUCAAUUUUUGAAAAUAUGGAACAAGAAAAUAAAGAAUACCUUUUUAAUCCUGAGUUGUUGUCACCUAAAAAGGGAAACUUAUGUAACUUUUUAACUAAUGAAAAAAUCAAUGAACACAAAAGAUAUGUUAUACGGCCACUCUGUCAAGACGACUACAAAAUAGAUUAUAUUAAAUUAUUGUCUCAACUUACUUCAACUGGCAAUGUUUCAUAUGAAAUGUUUAAUGAUACAUUUAGCAAAAUGAAGAAUUCAGAUGGAAUGUACUAUAUUAUAGUAAUUCAUGAUUUACAUUGCAAUCGUGUAGUAGCUUCUGGGUCAUUGAUUUUAGAAAGAAAGUUCAUUCAUUCUUGUGGACAACGUGCUAGAGUUGAAGAUAUUGUUGUAAAUUCUGAUUAUAGAAGUAAAGGAUUUGGAAAAACCAUUGUCCAAAAGUUAGUUUCACUGGCAAAAAUAUUAAAAUGUUACAAGGUUUCAUUAGAAUGUAAAGAUAAAAAUGUUAAUUGGUACACCUCUUUUGGGUUUUCAAAAGAACCAGGAAAUUCAAAUUUUAUGCAGAUACGAUUUCAAGAGUUUGAUAUUUGAUUGUUCACUUAUUUAUAAAGUAUUAUGAAUAUAAUUUUAAGAAGAUUACCUGAAUUAUUAAAAAAAAAUCUAUCGAGUAUAAUUAAAUUGUUUUAUUAUUGUGAAGUAUGUUAAGAAAUUAUUGUUUUGGUAUUAAUAUACAUUUAUUAUAUUUGCAUUGUGAAAA
This is a messenger RNA of Daktulosphaira vitifoliae (grape phylloxera), 1127 nucleotides long. RefSeq names its product glucosamine 6-phosphate N-acetyltransferase (gene Gnpnat). The record is from RefSeq and is a predicted model, not a curated record. The coding region runs from base 395 to 961 and encodes 188 amino acids. Gene Ontology annotation, biological process: UDP-N-acetylglucosamine biosynthetic process. NCBI's taxonomy places the organism in Eukaryota, Metazoa, Arthropoda, Insecta, Hemiptera, Phylloxeridae. Gene Ontology annotation, molecular function: monosaccharide binding; glucosamine 6-phosphate N-acetyltransferase activity. The transcript is spliced from 5 exons. Gene Ontology annotation, cellular component: endoplasmic reticulum; Golgi apparatus; endoplasmic reticulum-Golgi intermediate compartment.